This is a messenger RNA of Trichoderma virens Gv29-8, 1851 nucleotides long. RefSeq lists its product as uncharacterized. Gene Ontology annotation, biological process: positive regulation of transcription by RNA polymerase II; aromatic amino acid catabolic process. The transcript has 7 exons. Gene Ontology annotation, molecular function: DNA-binding transcription factor activity, RNA polymerase II-specific; zinc ion binding. Gene Ontology annotation, cellular component: nucleus. NCBI's taxonomy places the organism in Eukaryota, Fungi, Ascomycota, Sordariomycetes, Hypocreales, Hypocreaceae. The record is from RefSeq and is a predicted model, not a curated record. Bases 1 to 1851 code for a protein of 616 amino acids.
AUGGACCAGUUUAUGCCGCCUGGUGCCGCGGCGGCUGCUAUCAAAAUCCCCAGGAGGGCGUAUCAGGCUUGUGUCCGUUGCCGCCAGCGCAAGGCUCGAUGCUUGAUUCCAGACCCACCGCCCGGAGCCGAUCCUGUGUGCAUGAGGUGCAAACGGGAGCGAAAAGAGUGCGUUUUCACAGCCGAGCGGUCCCGGAAGCAGUCGUCACGCCAUAAUGAGUCUCCCUUGAGCGACUUAACGGACCGUGUUACUCGAACAGUGGUAUCUAAUCAGUCCGAAGCUCUAAAUCUCUUAUUUGAAGCGGCUGAAGUUUACCACGCCGGCAACUCUGCGGCUCGGACUAACGAAAAUGAUGUUGGGUCUUUGAAUGCUAGUGCAGAGAGCAAUUCUGUACAAACACCUGGACGUAACUCUGCGUGGCACUCCAAAGGCUGGGAAUGGGCAUAUCCUGCCGAAAAUGUUGUCCAACCUUCACCCGAGGUGAUUGAGACAUUUGCCAGGUUAAAGUUUGUCAAAAAAAGAUGGCUGACUGCUCAGGAGGCGGUAACGUUUGUCAAUCUCUUCUUCAGGAACAUGUGUCCUAUUACACCUGUCAUUGGUGACUGGUAUGGGGACCCUGCCAACUAUCGCAAUUUGGUUGAUGCGGAGCCUGUCCUAUGCACUGCAAUCCUCACUCUAUCAAGCCGUUAUCACUUAUUGCAUGGUGACGGCUGGCUAUCUCGCAGCUAUUUCUUACAUAAUCGACUUUGGCGAUAUUGUCAGUCGCUCCUACAGCGCGUAAUAUGGGGACAGGAGAAAGGCAUUGUGAGUUCGGCACGAAGUCUUGGGACCGUGGAAGGGUUCCUCCUAAUGGCUGAAAGGUCCGAUCGGAUGUCUUGGUCUCUCAUUCAAUCUGCAGCCAGUGUUGGCCACGAACUGGGGCUGUUUGACGACGAGGGAGACAAUGACAGCAGCUCUGGAUCAAGUAUAGUUCGCGAAUUUAACAAGCAAAGACGACAGAGGUUGAGAAUAGUAUUAUACUUGUACAUGAAUCAAUUGGCCUUCAGAAUCGGCUUUUCCACGCUCAUCCCUCAUACGUUAGUUAGUUUAUCGCAGAAUGCGCUCAAACAAUCACCGACCUCCCAGCUUGGCGACUAUUGGAUUGAGUCUAUGUCUUUGUGGGUAGAUCUUAGUCGGCUGACACGGACGUCUCAUGAUCUACUCUUUGCGUCAAAAGCACUAACGCGAGAGCUCGUGCAAAGCGGGAGGUACCGUCGAAUUCUGGAUCAUUUUAAGCCAUUACUGGAAAAUUGGUGGGCGAAAUACACAGCAGCCACAGGUGUAAUUGUCGCGGCGAAAGAUGUUCUCCGAAUCAUUCUUGGGUUUGCUGAGAUUGGGCGGCUGAGAUAUCUACCUGUUCGUACAUACGUGAGAGUGAUCUCGUCGUGCAUUUUCUUGCUCAAGGCGCUCGCACUUGGGGUUCCUACGGAUGAACUCAAUGCAUCUCUUGGUCUCAUUGAUCAGAGUGCACGAGUGCUCCGUCUUCACAUCGUUGAUGAUUUGCAUCUUGCUGGAAUUUUUGCAUCUCUGUUGGAGACCUAUACGCAAGGCUUCAGAGAAAGGUUCGUCAGUAUCCUGGGCGUUUCACGGCCGACCAACAGUCAUGUCCUGGACACAGAGGGAUUCCCAGGCAGCGAACACGCGGCAAAUGAGAUGCCAGCAAUCGAUCUCACCGGUGGGGAUUAUGGGAUCAAUCAAGACUGGCUAGCUCAUCCGUUCGAUGCAUCGAUUGCGCCAUUCGGAGCGGGCUUGACGCAAACAUUCGGUGUAUUUGAUGAUGAGCUCAAUUUCAUAUGGAAUGAAAAUUUGUAA